Branchiostoma belcheri (Belcher's lancelet) is the source of this 2700-nucleotide messenger RNA. Its product is annotated as paired box protein Pax-7-like. The record is from RefSeq and is a predicted model, not a curated record. The transcript is spliced from 7 exons. NCBI's taxonomy places the organism in Eukaryota, Metazoa, Chordata, Leptocardii, Amphioxiformes, Branchiostomatidae. Bases 156 to 1607 code for a protein of 483 amino acids. Gene Ontology annotation, biological process: regulation of transcription by RNA polymerase II; anatomical structure development. Gene Ontology annotation, molecular function: DNA-binding transcription factor activity, RNA polymerase II-specific; RNA polymerase II cis-regulatory region sequence-specific DNA binding.
GCUUUACAAAGUAGGCGCGAUCACAAAAGGGGUCACACUUUGAUAUAAAGUGGCCGUUCCAAACUGCGUGUGAUUACACCUUGCGAGGAAAACACAGCAAGGAACUCCUGUGAGGCCUUUCUGACUUGUCGUGGACACACGUAAGGACCGCAGCCAUGAUGAUGCGACCGGGGGCCACCGCCACCUACCGCCCGCCUUUCCCGCUAGAAGGGCAGGGUCGUGUGAACCAGCUCGGGGGAGUCUUCAUCAACGGCCGCCCGCUGCCCAACCACAUUCGGCACAAGAUCGUGGAGAUGGCCGCCGCCGGGAUCCGGCCCUGCGUCAUCAGCCGCCAGCUCCGCGUGUCGCACGGCUGCGUCUCCAAGAUCCUCUGCCGCUACCAGGAGACGGGCUCCAUCAAGCCGGGCGCCAUCGGCGGCAGCAAGCCGCGCGUCGCUACACCCGAGGUGGAGAAGAAGAUCGAGGACUACAAGCGAGACAACCCCGGCAUGUUCAGCUGGGAGAUCCGGGACCGGCUGCUGAAGGACGGGAUGUGCGACCGCAGCACCGUCCCCUCCGUCUCCUCCAUCUCACGCAUUCUCCGCGGAGGGAAGGGCGACGGCCGGCGGAGCGAGGACGGCGACAGCGAGGACGAGCGGAGGGACGGCGAGGACGGCGAGAAGAAACGGUCCCACAGCAUCGACGGCAUCCUGGGCGAGAAGGGCGGCUGUCGAGGUGAAGAUUCCGACUGCGACUCCGAGCCCGACCUGCCGCUGAAGAGGAAGCAGCGCCGCAGCCGCACCACCUUCACUCCGGAGCAGCUGGAGGAGCUGGAGAAGGCGUUCGAGCGCACUCACUACCCGGACAUCUACACACGGGAGGAGCUGGCACAGAGGACCAAGCUGACGGAGGCCAGGGUGCAGGUGUGGUUCAGUAACCGGCGCGCCCGCUGGAGGAAGCAGGCAGGUGCCCAACAGCUGGCCGGCUUCAACCACCUGCUGCCCAUGGGCUACCCCGCCGGAGCCACGGCGCAUGCGUCAGCAGCCUACGUGCCGCUGGCGGACACCAGUUAUCCAAUCACUUCACAAGUAGAAUCGACCACGUUGCACCGGCCGCAGCCCCUUCCCCCGUCCACGGUGCACCAGAGCAUGGCGGCCGACUCCACGUCCUCGUACGGCACGGCAGGGAAGGCGUACCAGUUCACCGGGCUGUCCGACUCCUUCGUCGCCACCGCAGCUAACCACAACACGCUGUCUGGAGGGGUAAGAACGGUGUUGAACAUCCUUGGAAACCCCAGCACGUGUCAGCAAGACUACCCUCUAGCCUCGCUCUCGACCUCCAUGGACUCCACGCAAGCCACCAGCUCAGAAAGCUUCACCGCGCAUGCGUCCACCCACGACAGCUACGCCGCGCAUGCUCAGUCGUACUGCACGCCGCCCAGCUACUCGACCACCGCCCAUCCGUACAGUAUGGACUCCUACCAGUACGGAUCACAAUACCCGUCACAAGGGUCCUGUACCUCGAGCUACGGCAGUACCGGGACGAGUCUGUCCAGUCUGCGGCAGAAGUCGCUGGUCCACCCGCUCGGUAUGAUCCCCGUGGGCAGCGGCACCGGACAGGCGUACUGAGGACGGCAGGUGGACACCACGCAAGCUCGGAGGAAAGGAAAGGCAGCAGCGAGUAAAGGACAAAGUAGAAUCACCAUACCCACAUAAAAAACGAGUGACAUUCCAAAACGUCUACUUAAAAAUAAACGGUAUCCGUGUGUAAAGGUGGAGAAUUUCAAGAGUACAGGUGCGGAAUGUACCGAAAAUAUAUUGUAGGUUGAAAAGAAUCAACAGUAUAGAUAUUGACAUCACCUCAUCACACCCGUAUGCAAAUACUAAGACCAUCAGCUGGUGUGAUCUACACUUACGUACAUAACUGUACAUCACAUGCAUAGACUGUAUUAGUCUGUUUAUAUAUGCAGCAAAGUCUUGCCAAAUCUAUGUGUGUAUGGACAUAGUAAGUCAGUAAAGUGUGGAGUGUACAGUGACAUAGAUAUUGAUCCUAUUCUAAAUGUUUAUGAAUUCGGCCUCAAGUUUUCGUAUAUUCUGUCAUCUGUCUCUAUACGUAGAAUGUAGACAUUCUUUUUUUGCUCAAGUUCAGAAAGAAAAAAAUAGAGAAAAAUAAUUCUAACGUUUUUUUCCUAGUUUGGUUUUUUACUGUAUUUUUCCAUUGUAUGAAAUACGUUAUGCAAGUUUUAGUAGUUCUUUUGUGUGUGACAAGCUAUUUUCCUGUCUGUUUACCAUGUUUAGGGCUACUUAAGUCAGAUAGAUGACUGAUGUGCCAAAUUAUCGUCCCCUUGUACAUAGUUCCCGUGUAAAUAGAGAGUAGUAUAAUACAGGUAUUUAUUCCGACCAGACCCAGUCCGGCGUGUGGCGGGUAGUGCACCACAAUUGUACAGUCUACCCAUGUAAAAUAACAGGUUGUAUAAAGAUGCUUCAAUGGAAAACUGCUCGCAAAACAGCCAGUUUGAAGCGAAGGUGCCAAUUGUAGGUCCUUAGCCGUGCUCCCCUCUGUUUAAGGUCGUGGGAUAACAAGGCGUCGGCGCCACGUUAAUGGGUUAAUGACAGCUGGUUAGCAACUGAUACAAAUCAGAGGGAAAACGGUGGAAGUUUUCCCAUGUGUGUUUGCUACAAUCGUGUGUACGGAUCUUGUGUGCAUUAAAGUUUGGGUCUC